AUGUCUACGGAGCCUUUAAUAGACGAAGAGUACGCUUCCGAAGACGACUCGGAUUUUGCGCCCGAUGAAACAGCAGCCGGAGCCGAUGGAAUAGGGGCUUCAGACUCAGAGGAUGAGGGCGAACCCUCGGCCGUGGCAACUGCCAAGCGGAAACGCGCCAACGAACCCGCCGGGGACGAAGGAUAUGAGAACUCCGGAGACGAGGCGAUAAUAUCGAAAGGCAAGAGGCGACAAAAGAAAAAACACAAGGGCAAGGAUGGAGAUGGUGUCGGUGAAGAUGACGAGGGUGGCGAGGGAGGUCUCGUCAAGACGAGGAGUAUGCGCGCGAACGAGAAGGCAGAGCGCAAAGCCGCUGCUGUGGCCGGGCCUGUCACUGUCGACGUGGACGAUCUGUGGACAAAGAUGAUGGCUGGUCCAAUCGUACCUUCGAAGGCGACCGCAGAGACGAAAACCGCGCCCCAGACAACCGAGGUGGGAGAUGCCGGACGGGAGACUGAGGACGUACUGUCAGAUCAGGUCCCCGAGAAAGAAGCCCCAGGCAUGAUCAAAAUCAAGCGUACGUACAACUUCGCUGGCAAGGUGCACACCGAGGAAAAGUUGGUGUCGCGCGACUCAGCAGAGGCCAAAGUGUACCUUGCCUCGCUCGGAGACAAAGCAGAAGAUGCCCUUGAGACUGAGGAAGAACCUGCAAAGCGACAACCACGUAAAGCGUUUCGCUCAAUAUUCGAGCCAGUUUCAGAAGGAUUGACUCAGCGUACGGACCUGAAUUUGGGCGUAACCGUCCGUCUGCAGAUGCGCGAGCAAGCCAAGGCAAAGAAGUUGAACGUCGUGGAGAAGAGUCGCAUGGACUGGGCCGGCUUUGUUGACAAGGAGGGCAUCCAAGAUGAGCUUAAGCUGGCCGGAAAGUCGAAACAGUCUUUCGCUUCGAGGCAGGAUUUCUUGGCCAGGGUGGAAGCCAAGCGAGACGACGAUGCGCGAAGGGCCAGAAUGGCUGGUCGCGCAUAG
This is a messenger RNA of Truncatella angustata, 1005 nucleotides long. Its product is annotated as bucentaur or craniofacial development-domain-containing protein. Lineage: Eukaryota; Fungi; Ascomycota; Sordariomycetes; Amphisphaeriales; Sporocadaceae. Bases 1 to 1005 code for a protein of 334 amino acids. The record is from RefSeq and is a predicted model, not a curated record. The transcript has a single exon.